GUCACGUCGCAUGGCACGGGUGGAGCCGAGCUCGUAUGCCUCAAGUAGCAGCAAUGAGGUGUCUCCGCGUGAGCUGGUGGCCAUCGACGAGGAGAGCGGCAAGUCGAGCUUGGUUGCCGGGGCAGAACACAUGGCUGACGGCAACGCCGAGAGUUGGGCUGACGAAUUGGACGAGAGUGUUCCGAGUCUACAGGCGUUGAUGGCCAUCGAUGCCGAGUCAGGCAGGGUGGCGCUAGUGCAGGAUCUGCUUACCUCGAGCUCGCCUGCAGAAGAGUGGCGUCGGCUGGGUCAGGCUAUGGGCGCCGAGCGGGCCCGGCGUUCUCGAUUCAGGUCACCGAGUCGGUGGCCUGGCUCUGGGGCUGGACAGCGGUCAUGCUCUUUGCACCGAUCCUGAUCAUUGCCGCGUGGCUGAUGAUCCCGACGCCUGUGCUGGAGACUGGCGCACCGUCGGAGCGAGCUGGCGCUACUGGCGAGUAUUGGCUCUUUGGCGGAGCCAUGCUCGCCAUGCUGUACGCUGUGACCGGCGCGACUGCGACCGCGAUUAUGGGCCUGGCGGUACCAGCGAUGCCCAAGGCGCUGGCGGGCGCCUGCAUUGUGCUUGCUGCGGUGGUGGCGGCCGGCUUGAGCGCGCUGGUGCGGUCGAUGAUGACCACGCCACGGUUUGAGCGAUGGAUCCACGUCUCGCCGCUGGUGGUCAUCGGCGUCGUUUCUCUCUUCCACGGGGUCUGGCUGCGUUUCAGCUGGUGGCCGCGCCGGGGCAAGGCUGCGUUUGUAGCAGCACGACUGCGGCCAUGCCUGCUUGUGGAGCAGUGGUUCCGAGCCGUGAUCAUUGUCGCCGCUGCCAUGAUCGGGAUGCCGAUCUGGUCGAUGACCUUUGUCUCGAUCUUCCGCGAGCUGGGCACAAGCCAGACGUGGCAGAUCGGGCUUGGUCUUGCGUACAACUUUACCUUUUAUCCGCUCUACUGGCUUCUUGUGGGGCAAGCACGGCGGGUUGACGCCUUCUCGCGCGUCUUUGCUCCGCACUUUGGCUGGUCACGGCCGCGACAGAUCCGGCCGCUGGCGGUGUGGGCGGCCACGCUCUUCCCGCUCCUCUUCUACCGGAUUCUGUUUACGACGGUGACGUCGACGACUACGUUCCUCAUCUUCCAGCUAGUCAAUACAACCCAAGAGGUAGCGCUCUAUCCGCUGCGGAUGACGUCGCUGUACCUGCGGCUGCGGCUGCGGCUGCGCGAGUUGCUGCUCUCCUGGAACCGACCCGGAGUCGUCCUGCUCCGGUUCAUCAAUCGCGGCCUCUUUGUUCCCGCCGAGGUGUACAGGCACAAGACCGGCGUCGAGUACUUUUUCGUGGCGCAGGCGCAGCGGAUGUCGCUCAUCUCGUUCGGCUGCUUCCUCUUCCUCCUUCACAACACAGGCAACUCGGCGGCGUAUCCGUACCAGCGCAACCAAGAGACCUACGACCGGCUUGUCACCUUUGUCUGGAUCAUGCUGGCCCUCGAGUGGUCAGGCUCGACUCUUGUCUGGGCCAUCAUGCGGUUCUCGUCCAUGGCCCAUGACUGUGUCCUCUCGGGCGCGCAAUGGACCCUGCGCGGCUCGUCGAUGACCACCGCCCUCCUCUACGCCGUCUUUGGCCUCCACAACGUUUACCUAUUCCUCCACUCCAAGGACGUGGCCCGUCCUUGAGUGCAACAAUACACCAUACACGCCGACCA
Thecamonas trahens ATCC 50062 is the source of this 1709-nucleotide messenger RNA. RefSeq lists its product as uncharacterized. The transcript has a single exon. The record is from RefSeq and is a predicted model, not a curated record. NCBI's taxonomy places the organism in Eukaryota, Apusomonadida, Apusomonadidae. Bases 373 to 1680 code for a protein of 435 amino acids.